AUGGAGGUGGGGGUGCUGGAACGGCACCUCGUCAAGCUGCUGUCGAAGAAGGGCCGCUUGACCGCGUCCAAGGCCUGCGUAAAAGUGCGUAAGAAGCUGGCCAGGAAGGACGUGGCUGUUGCUGAUGCCGCCGUCAUGGCCGCGCUCGAACAGCUGCUGCGUCAGAAGGGCGGCCGAGUUGCCCUGGAGAACAACCACCUGGUGCUGACACAGCAGCAGCAACAGCAGCAAGUCACCUCUGGCGCCGCACCGUCCGCUGCAAAACGCGGCACGGACACGGCGCACGGGAGCAAACGGCAGCAGGAGGCGGCCGGGCAGGAGGGGCAGCCGGUUACAAAGAAGCGCCGCAAAAAAGACCAGCUGCAGCCGAAGAUUGAAGAGGAGGAGAAACAUGGCGGUGAGGCACAAGAGCAGCAGCAAACAGAUAAGCAAAAGCGCAAGACAAAGAGGAAGCAUCAGCAGCAGCAGGAGCAGGGGCAGCAGCAGGAGGCAGAGCCACAACCCGAGCAGCAGGUACACAAGAAACGGAGAAAACAGCAGAAGCAGCAACAGCAGCAGCAGAAGCAGCAGCAGCAGCAGCAGAAUGGGGAGGAGAUCUCGGGCAGCGCUCUGGCGGAACGACAAGCCAGUGGCGCCGCAGCGGGGCCAUCGUCAGGCCGCGGCUCCCCUGCACCCGGGUGA
Monoraphidium neglectum is the source of this 681-nucleotide messenger RNA. RefSeq lists its product as hypothetical. The record is from RefSeq and is a predicted model, not a curated record. Lineage: Eukaryota; Viridiplantae; Chlorophyta; Chlorophyceae; Sphaeropleales; Selenastraceae. The transcript is spliced from 3 exons. The coding region runs from base 1 to 681 and encodes 226 amino acids.